UUCCUUCCUUACCUCCAGCAGCAUCUGCUCUUCUCACAGCCCUGCUGCUUUCUCAGGACUCACCUGUUAUUCUGUAUUGGCUUCCUAUGAAUCAAGAAUGAGACAAUCAAGCCACCCCCAUUUCUGGCAGAUAGAUGCAAACUUAUUGCUUGCCCAGUUAAUCUUAUGAGAAUGUAACUGCUGAACCUGGAGCCUGGCACACGCAACAAUGGGAGCCAAUAACUCAUCCAAAACCCCUUUGUGUGAUGGCAAUGAUGAAGUGAAUUUUAAUCACUUUGAAAUUCUCCGCGCCAUUGGGAAAGGAAGCUUUGGAAAGGUGUGCAUUGUUCAGAAAAAUGAUACCAAGAAAAUGUAUGCCAUGAAGUACAUGAACAAGCAGAAAUGUGUGGAGCGCAAUGAAGUGAGAAAUGUGUUUAAAGAACUGCAGAUCAUGCAAGGCUUGGAGCAUCCGUUUCUGGUCAACCUCUGGUAUUCCUUUCAAGAUGAGGAGGACAUGUUCAUGGUUGUAGAUCUUCUCCUUGGUGGUGACCUUAGAUACCAUCUGCAGCAAAAUGUGCGCUUCACUGAGGCUUCUGUAAAGCUCUUCAUCUGUGAAUUGGCCUUGGCACUUGACUAUUUGCAGAGCAAAAAUAUAAUUCACCGAGAUAUCAAACCAGAUAACAUUCUUCUAGAUGAACAAGGACAUGUACAUAUCACAGACUUCAAUAUUGCUUCUCUGGUGAAUCAAGGUACUAAGAACACAACUGUUGCUGGGACAAAACCUUACAUGGCUCCAGAAAUGUUCUACCCAAGAGAACAAAUUUGUUAUUCUUUUGCUGUUGACUGGUGGUCUUUAGGAGUUACUGCAUAUGAGCUUCUAAGAGGCAGGAGACCUUUUCACAUACAUUCGAGCAGUGCAGCGACAGACAUUGUCCACGUGUUCCAUACGGCAACGGUUACAUAUCCACCAGCAUGGUCUAAGGAAAUGGUUUCAAUACUGCACAUGCUUUUGGAUAGGAAUCCAGGAGAGCGUUUUUCAUGUCUUGAAGAUAUUCAGAAGUUUCCUUGUUUGUCGGAUGUUAACUGGGAUGCAGUUCUAGAAAAAAAAGUUAUACCAGAGUUUACACCAACGAAGGGACGGCUUAAUUGUGACCCAACCUUUGAACUUGAAGAAAUGAUUCUAGAAUCCAAACCUUUACACAAGAAGAAAAAGAGACUAGCCAAGAGAUUGAAAGAUAAUGCGAAAAGCCCUUUUGCCCAGAAUGGGAACUUGCAGAUGCAUUUGGACAAUGUGGAGAGAGAUUUCAUGGUUUUCAAUAGAGAAAAAAGCCAACAGGACCUUAAUGUAAACCAAGAGAACAAAACUGUGGUACAAGCCAAAGAAGAUGAGGAUGGAAAGAAUAAUAACCUACAAACCAUUUGAUGUCCACAUGCACUCUUCUUGCAUUAUGUAGCACUUGAUAUUCUGGACUUAUUGGAGCAAAGGUUAUAAUUGACACGUCUCUGAUAUCUAGGAAUCCUAGAUAAUGUUUGCAUUUAUUUUUCACUGUGAGGUCCAUGGAGGCUGUUGGAGACAAUCUGCUUCAUGAAUAUCUUAAAGCCUAAAAUGUAUAAUAAGCUGAUUUUUCCUUUAAGUGAAUUAAUUUCCAGCCUAUUAUUUUGUUGUAGGGCUGAACGAUAAUGCAUUUUGCACAAACUUCACAAAGAAAAUAUAUUUUAGACCAACUUUUUUAGAGCAUUAAGCGUUUUUUCUAGGCUGUUAUUUUUUUUAUAAUUUCUUACAUAUAUGUAGCAUACGUUAAGGAACAUGUAAUGAAAGCACCACAGACUAGUAGAUGGGAUAUUGGUAUAAAUGUAUUUUGUUCAAAGGCUGAUGAUGAGUUAGUCUUGUCAAUGAUAUUCAGCUAUGCUGUUAGAAUUAAGUGAUUGCACAUUGUGUUAUAUAUGUAGUCUAUUAUCCAUAUUCAUCUUAGAGAGGAAA
Messenger RNA from Nanorana parkeri, 1960 nucleotides. Its product is annotated as serine/threonine-protein kinase 32A-like. Gene Ontology annotation, molecular function: ATP binding; G protein-coupled receptor binding; G protein-coupled receptor kinase activity. NCBI's taxonomy places the organism in Eukaryota, Metazoa, Chordata, Amphibia, Anura, Dicroglossidae. The transcript is spliced from 13 exons. Bases 209 to 1402 code for a protein of 397 amino acids. The record is from RefSeq and is a predicted model, not a curated record. Gene Ontology annotation, biological process: G protein-coupled receptor signaling pathway; protein phosphorylation; regulation of signal transduction.